ACAGAAAUGAAACUUCUGGUUCUGCACAAACCUUUAAAGGCUGAACUACUCAGUAUCAGUAUUUGCAAAGCAAGAAGAUAAAUGUAAAGAAGAAGCCCGCUCAAAAAUAAGUGACACGAGAGAAGUCAACGCUGAAAUUUAUCAAAAUGGAGAGCUACAGCUACAUUUUAUUUAAAGCAAAUAAGCGAGUGACGCUUAAAGAAGAUGACAUGACUACCGAGAAGGUCGGCCGGAUCUUCCAGGUAAACAGCACAACAGUCUACUUAACCGAUGACACCAAUGUGGCCAUCUUUCCGAAUCAAGAUGGUUACUUCAGUUCAAAUUGUCUGGUUGAGCGUAGCCACUAUGAGGUUCACGGUGAGUGCACAGAGGCACCUGUGGCAGGAACCCCAGACAGCUCACUCCAGCCCCAUAGAUUUUCUUUUCACUGGCCAUCCAGUGUUGCAGCAAGCUCUGUUUCCACCAACAGGGCCAGUGGAAGAACUCUGAUUGCUAAAGGUUUUCAAAGGAGCAUCUACAUUGCAGACUUAGCAGAUGGGAAGCUUGAAACGAGCCAGACCCUAACUGUACGCUUUUCGGAGUUUGAAGCGACUGUUGAUGGUAUCCUGUCCAAAGUGAAGGAGGCUUUUCAAACUGAAGACACCAUUGUCUUAACUGAUGGCCAAGGAAACAAAAUCGUGGACUCUGAAGGGACCAGAGGGUCAUCAUACUGGAAACAGAGUGCUAAGAAGGUAUUUGCCCUGAAAGAGAGCCUUUUUCAACAGCUUCAAGGACGAAAAAGGAGGAGAUUAAGUCGAGCAGAUGAGACUGGCCUCAGUGAAACACUGGACAAAAUUGAAGAGGUGGUUCUUGCUGCACAGGGACUUCAGGAUGUCAUCACCACCAUAAAGAGCUUAACAGAACUUGCCCAUUCCAACCGUAUGUUGACAGUGACUCUGACAGAGGCCCAAGCUGCGGCUGUUAAAGCUGCCUUCACCUGUGUAAUCUGUAGAGGUACUGUUGAUGACCCUAUGGUUACAUCCUGUUGUAACAGCAUUGUGGCCUGCAGGAUCUGCCUUGAACAGUGGAAGAACAACUCUGAAUUUUGUCCAAAAUGCCAAGCCAGUGGAAUUGAUGUGAACAUGCAAAGACUUAUUGGUCUUAGCGAAGUUUUCACAGCACUACAAAAGAUACUUGAGUAAAAUGUUACCUUUACUGUUGUGGCUUGUUCAGGCACUAUGUUUUUAGAGUUUAAGUGUUUUUAUACCAGUUUUAUUGACCCAGCCGUUAAAAGUUCAUACAGCUCUUAAAACAUUUAAUGGGUUUUCAUUACAAGUCUUGCAAAUAUUGCUACGUUUGAUUAAAAAAUAAACUCUUGCUCAUGUUAACACACUUGAAGAAUACUGUUUAGGCAACACUUAACGAUUGCUUACUUUUUUGUAAUCAAGUCAAACAAUAGUAUAUGUAUUCAAAAUAAAACAUUCAAAUGUCAUGUUUGAUUGCCAUACA
This is a messenger RNA of Thalassophryne amazonica, 1488 nucleotides long. RefSeq lists its product as uncharacterized. The record is from RefSeq and is a predicted model, not a curated record. The transcript has 6 exons. Lineage: Eukaryota; Metazoa; Chordata; Actinopteri; Batrachoidiformes; Batrachoididae. Bases 147 to 1181 code for a protein of 344 amino acids.